Lentinula edodes (shiitake mushroom) is the source of this 1383-nucleotide messenger RNA. RefSeq names its product NAD dehydrogenase. The transcript has 5 exons. Gene Ontology annotation, molecular function: (S)-2-hydroxy-acid oxidase activity; (S)-2-hydroxyglutarate dehydrogenase activity. NCBI's taxonomy places the organism in Eukaryota, Fungi, Basidiomycota, Agaricomycetes, Agaricales, Omphalotaceae. The record is from RefSeq and is a predicted model, not a curated record. Gene Ontology annotation, cellular component: mitochondrion. The coding region runs from base 1 to 1383 and encodes 460 amino acids.
AUGAAGCUUAUGAAGCAACCAGUUCGAGGUCUAGUAGCUGCUUUAAAUAGUAGCGGCAAGUUCAAGUUCAAGGCCCCAGAAGUCGCAGUGGACCAUUUGGUUAUUGGUGCUGGUGUGGUGGGUCUCGCAAUCGCUCAAAGAUUGUGCGAAAGUUUCCCUUCAAAAUCGACGUAUGUUGUAGAACGCCACGCUCGAGCAGGAGAAGAAACAAGCUCCAGAAACUCUGAAGUCAUACACUCUGGUAUCUACUAUCCGGCUGAUUCUCUAAAGACUCGACUGUGUCUACGUGGACGCGACCUGAUGUAUCAGCGAUGUCGAGCGCUGGAUAUACCGCAUCGCAAGACUGGUAAACUUGUUGUUGCCAAGGACAACCAGCGUCCUUACAUUGAGAACCUCCAUCUGAAGGCGUUGAGAUCACAAUGGCCUCCGUAUUCCAAUGCCAUUGAUGACUCACCUGUUCUUCCUACAAGGCUUAUAUCCGGAGACGAAUCUCGUGCUAUGGAGCCUAAUUUGUCCCAGGAUAUCUCAGCAGCGUUGUGGUGUCCAGAGACUGGGAUCGUCGACUCUCAUUCAUUUAUGGAAAGUUUGGAACACGAUAUUUCGGAAUCCGAAGUGGGCAACUUGGCCUAUGCAACCCGUGUCGUCCGGUUGGACCCUUACAGAAGCUCUAAACAAAUGUCAGAGGCAGAACGAGGAUGGGUGGUGCAGACUGUUACUGGAAACGACGAGGGCUCGGGAACAGAAAGUGAUACUAUCCUAGCUCGGACGGUUUUCAAUGCAUCAGGUUUAUCUGGUCCUUUUAUUCUCAAUUCCUUGCUUCCUCCAGAGCGGCGCAUUCUCAUGUACUAUGCACGGGGUUCCUAUGCUUCGUACCAGGGCCCUGGAAUUUCAGGAAUAUCUCAUCUCAUCUAUCCUUGUCCUGACACAGGUCCUAAUGCUCAUGCAUUCGCUUCACUGGGGACACAUUUAACACUUGACUUGAACGGAAAGGUCAAAUUCGGACCAGACAUCGAAUUCCUUUCACCUCCGAGCUCUGAAGAUUCGGAGGAAAACAUGGACUAUUGGACGAGGCAUUUGAUCCCUGAUGACUCUAGCCUUGAAAAGAUGCAUCUCGCAGUCAAACAAUAUCUUCCGGAAGUCGUGGCGGAUGGUCUGCGGCCGGAUUAUGUGGGUAUUCGGCCUAAGCUAGUACCUGCAGGCGCGGGGUUCCAGGAUUUUGUCUUUCGAAUUGAUUAUCCUUGUCAAUUUGGAGGCGGUGGUACUGUUGGAGAAGGCCCGAUGAUCAGUCUUUUAGGAAUAGAGAGUCCUGGAUUGACUUCUUGUCUGGCAAUUGCGGAAUAUAUUGUAAAUGAUCUACUCAGUAGUACUAAUCCUGCGCAAUGA